GCUGCUGCUGCUGCUGUGAGACAUGGUGUCUGGAAAACAAGGGAUUCAGUCCAGAUUUGGUCCCUCAAACAGGAUCUUGGAGCUGGCGCAGCACAAAACCUCAAAAGCAGUUUGGGCCACAACUCCUUGUGGGAAGCUGAGCUGGGGCAACCAGGAGCCAAUAUGGCCCAUCUCCGCCUCAGCGCUCGGGGCCGUUCCAAGUGCAAGAAUCCAAUACCUAGCCAGGCACAAAAGAGACUUCUCAGCAAGGGAGGACCACCGGAGGAAAGAGGAGGAGGAGGAGGCGAGCUUCUCCAGGAAGACCCAACAUCCUUCCUCUAAGGCUUCCCAGUAUGAGCAGAUUGUCCGUUUGUCAACACCCAGAACCAGGAGCUCCCAGGAAGCAGGGUCCCACAUGCCUCCUCACACACCUCAGUGUGAGAAUAACUGUCCCGUUUGGCACGUUGAUCCCAGCGUGAAAGCUGCUGUGAUCACACCGCGACUGCUGCAGCUCUCCAACCCCAAACUGAACCAUCCAGAUUUCCAGAGCAACAGAGAGAGCAUUGAAUCCGUGGUCUCCUUUGCUUCCAAGACGGCUCGAAUCUCUCAGCGACUGGUCCAGCUGUCACUGCCCAGACUGAAGCAGAGCAACAUCUGCCUGGAGCUCGGACACCCAGUGGAAUCAAUCUGGACUGUUUCAAAGGCGGCGAGGAGAGCCACAGCGAGUGCUCGUGUUGAAAUGCUCGCAACACCAAAACAGCUUUCCAAGGACUACAUCCCUCCACGAGAACCAGAGUGGAGCCAGAGAGACGUUCUGUUCUUCUGAACUUCCAUCAACAUCACAACUAAGCAUCACAGGAGCGCAGUGGCUCGGAGCAGUUGGGCUGAGUGUUCCUGGGGAAUAAAAGUUCUCCAGUUGGACUCACCUCUUUCCACUCACCUCCUCCGGCAUCGGCACACUUUGGCCUUUGUUUGGUUUUCAUUUGCUUUCACUUUACAAAAUCUUACACUUCACCCUGUUCACUCACAUCUACAUCACUGACUCACCUUUGUCACAACAAUAAUAAUAAAUUGACUCGUUCUUGGACAAGUGGACAUUCGAGAAACUGCAGUUUUUGGCACUUCCACAUUGGCUUUGUCUUUCACCCCUAGACACUGGUGCUUGGGUGGGAAUGA
This is a messenger RNA of Epinephelus lanceolatus (giant grouper), 1155 nucleotides long. RefSeq names its product sperm microtubule associated protein 2 like (gene spmap2l). The record is from RefSeq and is a predicted model, not a curated record. NCBI's taxonomy places the organism in Eukaryota, Metazoa, Chordata, Actinopteri, Perciformes, Serranidae.